UACAGAGCGUUUACGUGGUGUAUUAAAUCAUGUGACACGGUUUCUAAAUUAGCAUAAAGUAGUAAACAAGAAGUUCAAUUAAGGUAAUAUAUAUGUUUGUUAUACGGUGCAUACUGCCUUUAAAUGGACGUGAUGGUGUUUAAUACAUGAUGUUUCAUACAUGAAUAAAGGUGAAAGAUAAUAGAUAAGGAAUGUAACGUUAAUUAGGUUUAGUUCUACAUUCGGUGAACAAUCGAAAAUACUGUGAAAUUUAUCACCUGCACUAUUGAAUUACAAAAAGUAGGUCAAAGAUUUUCAAGUCAACUCAUUUUGUUUACUGUAGAUAAAGUGCGAUAUUUGUACAAAAUGUGAGCCCUUAGGAUUCCAUAGCACCGGAAGUUAUACAGAUUACACGGUUGACAAGGUGACAGUUUAAAAGAAUAGGGAUAUAGGCCGGGGAUACUAAAGAUGGGAUGUUUCGACGGAUUAGCGCGUCUGCUGCUGGUCGUGUUAAAUAUAGUGUUUAUGCUCGGGGGUUUGGCCAUAUUUGUCGUUGGGUUUAUUUUGCGGUAUGGUAAAACAAUAUACGAACCAUUCUUGAAGACGGGGAUAGAUGAACUGGAGAAGGUUACCAAGGAUACAGGACUAGCUGCCCUUAGUGUGGACGACAUCAACCUAGGCGAGGUGAUGACGGGAUUGGCUACGGGUCUAAUCAUUGGCGGAGUGACACUUUUUGUUUUCUCGUUUGUAGGAUGUUGCGGUGCUUGUUGUAAAGUGGGCUUUAUGCUGUGGCUGUAUAUCAUAGCACUGGUCACGAUAUUUGUUGGAGAAAUGGUAGCCAUUGGUUUAUUAUACGGCAAACCCGACUUGGUAACGGACCAGCUGAAGGAUUCUUUGUCAGAAUAUGAAGGUAUUGCGUCAGCGCAAGUAUACUCACUGGCAUGGAACAUUAUAAUGAUCCAGUUUAAAUGUUGCGGUGUUGACAACUAUAAAGAUUUUAGUGAGUCAACCUCGUGGAACAAAACAUUACAAGUUCAAGGCCGGACUUUUACACUGGAAACACCAGUAGCUUGUUGUAAAACAUUGCCUUCAUCCAAAGAUGCCAAUCAUUUUCAAUGUGCCAUAAAAUACGAUAGUCUAACUAAUACUGGUAUGACGGGUUGUUAUAAGACGAUAUGGGAUCUGUCUAUGGCUAACACAGCAUUAAUGGUCCCGAUCCUUACUGUCUUAGCUAUUUUCCAGAUUGCCUUCAUAUUAUUUGCCAUAACAGUUGCCCGAUCCGAAGAAAAAUCGGUUUCCCCUGUAUAAAGAAUCAUACCUUAUUACCAAUUAAAAGUUGUGAUGGUGACUACAAUCUGUGAUAAUAUUAACAACAAUAACAACAACACCACCACCAACAAAAAACAACAACAACAGCAAUAUCAGAUGGUGUCGGGUACCGAAACAUGAGAGCUUGCAUUCUUUUAAACUUUCUUUAUUAAAAUGCAUGAAAAUUAUUUGAAAUGAAUACCUCUGUAAUUAUGCUAGUUUGCCAUAAUUGUCUGUCAAUGUUUGACCUCAGAAAUCAUUUUUGUUGCCCAAUAUUAUUGUUAAUGUUUUUGCCUUAUUAUUUUAUAUAGAUCUUUGUAAUAACAAGUACUAAUUGUUUAAGAACUUAAUUUACAUUAGGAAAGGGUGUCGAACAGCUCACUGUAUAUUUUGUUGCAAUAUUUUUUAGAUGACGUUAAUUCUUUGUUUAGAUAAACAAAAAGCCAAUGAUCUAUUCAUAUAUUGUUCUAAUCAAUGUUCUUUAUCUUCAUCGUCAAUGUUCUAUUUAAAGUAACGUAAACGGUGUAUCAAUGAAAUAUUGAAGUAUAAGUAAUGACAAUGCUUUAUGAAAGGAAUGUGCAUACUCUAUUUAAAUAACCACAAUGCUCUAUUGAAGAAACCACAAUGCUCUAUUGAAGAAAUCAGUAAUCACAAUGCUCUCUUUAAGUAAUCACAAUGCUGUUUUUAAAUAACCACAAUGCUCUUUUUAAAUAACCACAAUGCUCUAUUGAAGAAAUCACAAUGCUCUAUUGAAGAAAUCACAAUGCUCUAUUGAAGAAAUCACAAUGCUUUAUUUAAGUAAUCACAAAAGUAAUCACAAUGUUCUAUGUCAGUAAUUAGUAUGCUUUGGUAAACACCAUCAUUCCAUGUUUAAUUUAGAUAACGAAAAUGCUCUACAGUACUUAUUAAUAACGAAAAUGCCUUAUUUCAAUAACGAAAAUUCUCUAUUUAAAAAAAAACGAAAAUUGUCUAUUCAGAAAACAAAAAUGCUCUAUUUAGAUAACGAAUAUGCUCUAUUUAGAUAACGAAAAUACUCUUUUUAAAUGUAGAAAAUGCGCUUUUUUUAUUACAAAACUGAUUGUGUUUCUAUGAAAACCAUAUGCAUUGGCAACGACUGUGCAAUGUUUAAGUAAAUGCAAUGCAAUAAACAGAUUAUAACUUUGCAUGCACUUUAACGUGCUUUGACCUUGUUGUAGAGCGCGCGCAUUUAAAUGGCGCUGGAGAUCUGAAAUAAUUUCAAUUCCAGCAACACUAUAUUCAGGUUCUUAAUAUUUGUGUUCAUUUUUGUUCAGAACUGCAUCCAUUUGUUUAAUGUCGCAAAAUACAUGUAUGUCGCAAAAUAUGUGUGGUAACAGGGUAAAGUGUGGAACUUGUAUUGUGUGUGUUGGUAAUUGCAUACAACGGGGUCCGACACACUUGGGUGUGUUCAGACAUAGUGUAAUUAACUUACACAAGCAAUUUGAAAAAAAAAUAUUGGGACAAAUAUUUUAUAUAGAGACUAUAUAAAAUAUUUGCCCCACUAAUUUUUUUUCAAAUUGCUUGUGUAAGUUAAUUACACUAUGUCUGAAUACAUCCAAGUGUGUCAGACCCCUUUGAUUGCAUAGUGAUGUAUUGUUAAUUUCAUAUGUUUUUAAUUCCAAAAUAUUAUUGUUAAUAUGAAUUAAUUGAUAUUGGUUCAUUAUGUUGCAAUAUGUUAAAAUCAUUUUUGUUCUAAUAAGUUAAUUUUAGUGUUGUUAAAAACAUGACAUAAAAUGUUUUUUAUUUGUUUGUAUACUUCCUGAUUCUGUUUUUCUAAUUUUAAAUGUUACAACUGUACUGCAGUACGGUACAUGUACAUUGUAUAUGUUUAGAGUGCCUUCAGAUAGGCCCGCGUGAUUACUGACCUGUUAUGUGUAUUUCAUGCCGAUAUCGGUUGCAAAAUGCACGUGCCGGUAAAAACGUAUGACGGGCUAAGACACAUUAUGUUAAGAUUGUAAAUGUGUUAUUUUAUGCUAUAAAACAGUUAUUUUAUAUAAUUAUGUUUACGGGAUAUAAAAUAAUAUCUAUGUACUGUUAGUUGUUAUUAUAAUUAAAAUAUUCAAAAUGA
Ruditapes philippinarum (Manila clam) is the source of this 3373-nucleotide messenger RNA. RefSeq names its product tetraspanin-18-like. Gene Ontology annotation, cellular component: membrane. The transcript has 10 exons. The record is from RefSeq and is a predicted model, not a curated record. The coding region runs from base 448 to 1287 and encodes 279 amino acids. NCBI's taxonomy places the organism in Eukaryota, Metazoa, Mollusca, Bivalvia, Venerida, Veneridae.